AUGGACAGAAUGACCCUCAACUACUCUGCUGUCAACCUGAGUUGGGAAAACUGCACGCUGUUGCCGUAUUACAUCCAUUCGGCAGGGAUGGCGGUCAGCUACAUCCUCUCGUACCUGCUGGUGCUGCUACUGUGUGUCGUGGGCAACGGGCUGGUCUGUCUGGUGGUCAUCAGGAACAGAAACAUGCGCUCUGUCACUAAUCUCUUCAUCCUCAACCUGGCCAUCAGUGACCUGCUGGUGGGCAUUUUCUGCGUGCCCACCACACUGAUUGACAGCCUCAUCUCAGGUUGGCCUUUUAGCCAGAUCACCUGCACUAUGAGUAACCUGGUUCAGGGCAUGUCAGUGUCUGCUUCUGUCUUCACCCUGGUUGCCAUAGCAGUAGACAGAUUCACUGGGAUUGUCUACCCCUUUCACCACCGCCUGCGUCCAGUCACGGCGCUCGUCGCCAUCAUCUUCAUCUGGCUGCUGGCCUUCGCAAUCAUCUUCCCGUCUGCCGCCACUCUCACUGUCAUCCACCUGGACGACAUGUACAUGGUGCAAAACGACCAAAUCUACCCCCUGUUUGUGUGCUUCGAGGACUGGCCCAGAGCAGACAUGCGGCGCGUCUACACCACUGUCAUCUUCGUCCACGUUUACCUGGCACCACUCGGCCUCAUCAGCAUCAUGUACGGUUGCAUCGCAGCCAAACUCUCCAGAAACCUCCAGGAGAACCGUUUACGCUCCAGACGGAGGAUGAAGGUCAUAAAGAUGCUGAUAAUGGUGGCGGUGCUCUUUAUGGUGUCCUGGCUCCCGCUCUGGACUCUGAUGCUCCUCACGGAUUAUCAGGAUCUGGACCGCCAGCAGAUUGAUUUUCUGAGCAGCUAUCUGUUCCCUGUAGCGCACUGGCUGGCGUUCUUCAACAGCGGCGUCAAUCCCAUCAUCUACGGCUUUUUCAAUGAGAAUUUUCGCAGGGGUUUUCAGGCCGCUGUGGCUUGCGGGUUCUGCAGAACUGUGGCAUUAGAGAUGCGACACACGCACUUCGUUCUGCCGCCUCCUAAUAAAGUGUCGGAUGGGAGCCGCGGGGUGACCAGCGGGAGGAAAGAGCGAUGUUUUCCGGUGAUGCCGCACGGGGUGGCUCAUGGGAUUCAAGGGAUUCUCCUGGAGGACAUGAACAGGACUGUUGCUUCACACAGGGUGCUCGGAGCCUGGAUGGAGUGAAUGGUGCAGUUUAGGGCUGAAAAAUAUAUCAGUUGAGCAUUGAUAUUGCAAUGUGUGGAACAUCGCAGGAUUCAAUCACCAUUGAUUUUGAUUUGUAUAGCGCUUUUACAAUGUAGAUUGUCAAAGCAGCUUCACAUAGAAGAUUCUAGUGAAUUGAAAGUGAAUUGUCAGUUCAGUUUUCAGAGUUUAAGAUCAGUUCAGUUCAGUGUGUUUUAAUAUUCACUAUUAAGAGUUCAAACACUGAAGAGUAAUCCAUCAAUGAACAGCUCUACAAGCCAGUGGCGGCAGCGGCGAGGAAAAAAAAAACUUCACAAAUGGGCGAAAGUGAAGGGAAAACAAAAAAACCUCAAGAGAAACCAGGCUCAGUUGGGCACGACCAUUUCUCCUAUGGCCAAACGUCUUGUGCAGAGCUGCAGUCUAGGCGCUGGAGGCUG
Molecule: messenger RNA, 1631 nt
Organism: Danio aesculapii
Lineage: Eukaryota; Metazoa; Chordata; Actinopteri; Cypriniformes; Danionidae
Gene: npffr1l1
Product: neuropeptide FF receptor 1 like 1
Exons: 3
Coding region: 1-1197 (398 amino acids)
Biological process (GO): G protein-coupled receptor signaling pathway
Cellular component (GO): membrane
Molecular function (GO): neuropeptide receptor activity; peptide binding
Source: RefSeq, a predicted model, not a curated record